This is a messenger RNA of Trichoderma atroviride IMI 206040, 480 nucleotides long. RefSeq lists its product as uncharacterized. The record is from RefSeq and is a predicted model, not a curated record. NCBI's taxonomy places the organism in Eukaryota, Fungi, Ascomycota, Sordariomycetes, Hypocreales, Hypocreaceae.
UCACCACCUAGAAACGAGCCCAAAUCAAUACCGCAGCGGCAAAAGAAGAAGCCUGCGGCUGCGAAAAGGACUGCGAAGAAGACGAAGUGGGAUGCGGAGAGCAUUCUGAAGGAUCCAAAGUCUCCCCUAGCUACCGCUAACCUGAGGAGCAUUUUAUGCAAUCCCCUGACAUGGACCGCCCUGGAUCAAGAUGAAAAGACAGAAAUCCUGUCGCUGUUUCCAGACAAGGGACACAUUCUCGACGCCGGCACAGAAGACGCGCGGCCCAAUUUUGCGUCGCUCAUGAACGACGACAGCUUUCGCUACGACUGCGCGGCCUACACGGACAACAUUGCGCAAGGCCGUCAUGAUCCGGAGUGGCUUGCGUCUGCCUGGAGCGCCCAUGAGAGGAGGAGGGCGGGUGAUUUCAACAAGUAUCUGAUUGAUAAGCUGGAGGAGGACUGGGGGGUUGAGAUUCCGGAGGAGAUGAAGAUGAGGCGG